Messenger RNA from Drosophila miranda, 1538 nucleotides. RefSeq names its product lysozyme P-like. The transcript has a single exon. Gene Ontology annotation, molecular function: lysozyme activity. The record is from RefSeq and is a predicted model, not a curated record. NCBI's taxonomy places the organism in Eukaryota, Metazoa, Arthropoda, Insecta, Diptera, Drosophilidae. Bases 305 to 760 code for a protein of 151 amino acids.
CCACUCCAUAUAUUACCGAAAACUGGCUGGAUCGCUCGCUGGUGCUCGAGAAUUGAAAGUCCAACCUAAAUGUAACACUGAUCAGCCGGAUUCGGGGAGCCGCAUCACAUUAGAUGUGCCUAUGCCAUGCAGAUCUUAGCCCACUUUGCCGUCCAGUGUUCAUGAUUUAUGCUCGAGUGUGGGCCCCCUUCAGAGCUGUCAGAGUGAGUGGCCCAAGCGCCUAAGUAAUCAUUCAGAACGCGCUGUGGGGCUAUAAAACCCUGGUCGCCAGCCCAGAGGGGCCCACAGUUCAUGCAGAUUGAAGAUGAAGGUGCUGUGGCUGCUGGGGCUAUUGGUUUCUUGGCUAUCAUCGUUGGCCAGCGCCCGCCAGGUGGGAAGGUGCAGCCUGGCCCGCCAGCUCUAUCGGUAUGGCGUGCCCUACGGCGAGCUGCCCGUUUGGCUCUGCCUCGUGGAGGGUGAGAGCUCCUUUAACAGCAAAGCCAUCAAUCCCUCCAAUGUGGAUGGCUCUGUGGACUGGGGUCUCUUCCAGAUCAACGAUAGAUACUGGUGCAAGUCAGCGGACGGUCGUCCCUUCACGGAUCUCUGUCGACUGCCCUGCCGUCUGCUAAUUAGCGACGAUAUCAGGUACUCCAUUGCCUGCGCCAAGUACAUCAGACGCCAGCAGGGCUUUUCAGCAUGGGUGGCAUGGAAUAACCGCUGCCAGGGAAUCAAACCGAAUGUGAACCACUGCUUCAGAAGAAGAUACAGGAACUCGGGAUGACAUUGCCUAUAACAAAUAUGUGAUAAAAGACAGAAAUUUCCAUUGAAUUUAGUCCGUUUUUAAAGAAAAUGUACCCACAAAUAGGAUUUCUGAUAAAAAAAAAGCAUUUGUUAUUUUUACUACGACAAGGUCGAGAUGCCUGUCCGACGGCGGUCUGUUGACCACCUACAUGAAAGAGGAGGUGGAUCGCUACCGCCUCGUCAUUGGCAACCAGACGUGGGUAUUCGAGAUGGAGAACGAUCCUUCUUUGCCCUCGGCGGGAAAGGAUGUAGCCCAUUAAUUGAUUUAAAAAUUCGCUUAAGUUUGAUACAUGACAUCGACAUACCAACUACACGGCUCAGUAGCGCCUCCAAGUAUACAUUCUACACGUGACAACUAUCGCUAAGCACAUAAAAACAAGCUAACCGCUUAGGGUCAAUAUCUACAACUAAGGAUUCUGUAGAGCAUAGCCCGGCACACAGCAAACAGCAUUGGAUCACGCAAAGGUGGAGGAGCAAUUAAAAAUAGGCCGCCGAAUUCGUUUCUCUUAUCGCAUAUAAAUAACGAUAUUUUCUUGUGCAUCGGCAUGACAUGCCAGCUUAAAACAAUCACCUAUAAAUAUAUUAUCCAAUGAAGUCAAAAAUAUAUAUCGAUAUAUUGAUUAAUCGCAAAAACAGCUGAUCGCCUUGAACUCUUCUCAAUAUCCGCAACAGGUUUUUAACCAUAGCUCGCAAAUAACUGUUGACACUUUCGGCGUGUCUGAUAAAAACCUCUCAUUGACGGACACAUUGAGAAAAUG